This is a messenger RNA of Dalotia coriaria, 3798 nucleotides long. RefSeq names its product gamma-tubulin complex component 6-like. The record is from RefSeq and is a predicted model, not a curated record. The coding region runs from base 438 to 3749 and encodes 1103 amino acids. Lineage: Eukaryota; Metazoa; Arthropoda; Insecta; Coleoptera; Staphylinidae. Gene Ontology annotation, cellular component: spindle pole; centrosome; equatorial microtubule organizing center. Gene Ontology annotation, molecular function: gamma-tubulin binding; microtubule minus-end binding. The transcript has 9 exons. Gene Ontology annotation, biological process: spindle assembly; cytoplasmic microtubule organization; meiotic cell cycle.
UGACAGACACCUAAUCAAAUAUUUUCAUGAAAAAACAUUAAAAAUAUUUCAUUCCUUUAUAGCAAAACAUUGUGCGUGAAUUCAAAAUGGCCGACAAUGAUAGCGUUUACACAUUAGUAACGAAAUUAUGUGAAUCUCAAUUAAGAGCGAAACAAAGAUAUGUGAACAAUGAAGCAUUAAAGAAACUACGAAGCAAAGCCUUUGAAAUAUUACUAUUUAAACGAAAAUUAAUUCCUGGUAGCUCAAAAACAUAACCUUAAUAUUAUUUUUUAUUUUUAAAUUAUAGACCAGUAUUGGUUAGAAAACUGUAAUGAUUACGAAUGCCAGUUUCUUGCAUGGCAGUAUAUUUUGAAGAAUACCUUCAAAGAAAAGAAAAUGGCGGAGGAAAUUGACAACUGCUUACAAAAAUUAUAAAAUCAAAUUAUGAUCCAUAUACUAUGAAAAGCAUAUUUCACUUUUUAUUAAAACUGAAACAACCUCCGAAGAGCAAUCAACAAGAUACUUUGGAAAUAACCAGUUUAUACCCCAAAACAAAAACUAAAUCAAAUUUUCACCUACAAGACCAAAUGUCUACUUUUAUUAAACCUUUAUCAUCGAAAUCAUUCCAUUUGUUAUCAUCACAUAGUGAAUAUUUUAGUCCUGAUCUAGAUAAACUGUCUGAAAUUAGAAUACCCUCAAGAUUAUCAAAAUCAGCGAAUACAUCAUCUGCAUGCACUACAAUUCCUGAAGAAACCGAUGAUGAUAAUAUUUACCAAAGUGCCCUGGAGGUAAAACCAAAAGUCAGCUUUUGGGAAAUUGAAUCAAGAACACAUUUCACCAAAAGACGAACAUGGGAAACACUCGGGAAUUCUACACCGAAACCUGAGAAACCUUCAAUUUCGGAAGCUAAUGUUGAACUUUAUGGUGUCAUUGAGAAAAUUAGAGUUUUAAAAGAAAGGCAACUUGAUUUAGAUAUAGAUGAUUACAAGCCGCAAAAACCGAUAAAGGUAUUAAGUAAAGAAGAGUAUAUGAAAGAUUUAAAAUCUUUAGUCGUUGGGAUAGAAUCAAACACGUUUAAAGCACAUAACGAUUCUUUCAUUUUAAAUGAAGAUAUUUUGUUUGAAAAUGUUGCUUUUGCUGUUUUUAAGCAAUACGCCAUGUUGAUGAUGAACGUUGGUAUUUGUUACAAAGCACUUUCAGCGAUGGUUUCAAUAAUUGAUGAUAAUAUUGUGGAUCAACACGGAUUUGUUUAUUUUGAAUUUUGCAACGCAGUUAAGCGCUACUUGACAUUUUUCGCCGCUGCCGCAUUAAAUAUGCACAUUAGCAAAGGGCUUAUCCAAUUCCACGCGCAUAUACGCAAAUUAUCCUUGCAUCUUUUUGCGGUGGCAUCCAUAUGCAAAGUUGGUACUUUCAAAGAUAAUAAUGGUUUAAAUAACACACAAGAUGGCGUCCAAGUAUUGAAUGUUUUGUACAAAAUGGUGUUCACACAGGCGAAUAGACAAGUUAUGCUAGUUUUGCAUUCCCUGUUGUAUCCUUGCUUUCAAAUUUAUUUUAUAAAAUAUCUUAACCCAUGGCUCUUUGAAGGAGAACUAAACGAUCCAUUUCAAGAAUUUUUCAUUCGUCAAAACAAAAAAUACUUUUUGAGUCGUGGAAGAACAUGUUGGACUCGAACUUUUUCAGUGUGCAAUGAAGCCAUUCCUAAUUUUUGUCGCGAAUAUGCGUAUAUUAUUUUAGAAUGCGGAAGAAUUACGAGUUUAUUGAAGUUAAUUGUGCCGCAAGCAAAAAUAUUUCAAUGUUACAAAACUAGAAAGAAUAUUGAAGAAACACAUUUGAUACAGUGUUGUAUUAGUGAGAAACAAAUGCAAACAAUGAAAAAGAAUGUCAAAUGUUAUGAACUGGACGUGAUUACUGAAAAUGGUGCACCGUUUUCAUUAAAAAAGAUGAUGGAAAUGAAACGCGAUGAGAAAUUAGUGUAUAAUCGGUUUUUAGCUGUCAGGAAAGCAUCUUCUGUAAAAUCUAUUGAAAUAAAAAAGCUUGAAAAAUCGAGUUGCAAUUUACUAAAAACUAAUGAAAUGUCCAAUAAACCACACUCCAAUGAAGAAUUUGCAAUUGAAGAGAAAGAAUCCAAAAUCUUAGAAAAAGAAGCCAAAAAUAUAAUCACAUAUUAUGAAAAUUUGGCCGAAACUGCCAAUAAACUGGAAAAAGUCAUAUCAAAACACAACAAACCAUUGAAGAACACACAUUUAGACGACUCGCAAUCGUCCACCACAUCUCAAAUUUCAUCCACUUCCAAAAACAGUAAUAGUUCUUCAAAACAGACCAAAAUUCCCCGAAGAAUCAAAUCGCAAUCAAGCGUGAAAACAAAAACAAAGAAUAGAAAGCUAGGCAACUCAAUGGACAAAGAAAGUAAAAGUUCUAAAAAGAUGACUAUUGCACAACAAAACAAAUUGAAAGUUCAAUUAACAGAAUAUUGCAAUGCGCUUGAUCCUGUUUAUUCUCUUACCCCUUCAUAUACUUCUUCUAUUGAGAGUAAUGAUAUUGCCAAAGUCCCUGAGGCAAUGGAUGAUAACGUAGAAACAAGUUCAAAUUCACUUAAAAAUUAUAUUAAACAACCAAAUUUUACCCUUGAUAAAUUUAAAUCAAAUGAAAUAGUAAAUUUCCAACAAGAGCAACAACAAAACAUUCCAUUAAGAGUGAGAUUUGAGGAAACACCAAACAUUCAGUUUCAUUUUAUGAACAAUUACAUAUCACAGUCAAUUUUAUUUCCAAUUCGCGUACAGCACUCUUUGGCUAAAGCAGAAUUACUAAAACACUUCAUAGUAGAUAGGCAAUAUAUAACACAUUUAGAAAACAUGCGGAGUUUUUAUUUCCUAUUGGAUUGUGGAUUCGCCCGGAAUUUAACUCAUGCACUUUUUGAAAGAAUUAUUAAUACUAAUGUUUCCGAAGUUUUGUUUGAUCAAAAAAUACUGAAUAGUAUUAUGUGCCAUGCUAGAUGUGCAUGUGUACAACGGCUGAGUUAUAAACAACGUGUGUACUUGAGUUUUAUCCCAAUGGAAAAACUUCCACAGUUAAGUGAUGUUCAUAUAUUGGAUUGUGUCUCAAUGACGUACGAAGCAAAAUGGCCGCUGAAUAUUUUAAUGCCAACGAAAGUUACGGAUAAAUAUGAUGAAGUGUUUCAGUUUUUGAUUAAAGUACAUCGGGGUGAAUGGAUAUUGCGCCAAGUUUUUAUGAAUUUGAAAUUAUUGAAGCAUCAAUAUGGCCACCGAUUCGUGCUAAUGCAGCUGUCCCCGCAGUAUCAAAAAUUGCAACUGAUGCGACACGUGAUGACGCAUUUCAUGCAAACUUUUCAGAAUUACGUCGUCGGUGAAGUGUUACAGAUUAGUUGGGCUACAUUUCAGCAGGUUUUGACAGAUAUUGAUGACUUUGAUGCGUUAUACCAAGCGCAUAGUAUUUAUAUGAAGCAGAUACACUUUUUGUGUUUCUUACAUCAGAAAACAUCACCAGUUCGUGAUAUAAUCAUGAAUAUUUUUGGAAUAUUUCUAAAGUUUAAUGAUUACCUGCGAUCUCGAGAAUGGUGGCUGGACGAGGACGAAUUUACUCAUCCCAACUUUUCGAAGAUGGAAUGCAUUUACAUUAACUUCCUAGCGUUGGCUAAGUAUUUUGUGAAAAUAUGUCGAAAAAUUGCCCGAGCGGCUUACCAACCUCAAUUUACCCAACUGGUUGAUACAUUGGACAGGAAUGAGUUUUACAGCACACAUAGUACAUUUUAAAAUUAAAGUAAUGAUUGAUAAAUACUUAGAAUAAACGUUUUAUUGAAAA